GCCACCCGCGCCGCCGCUUAUGCAACACAUCAUCGAGAACCACCCGGACAUGGCCACGGCGCUGCUGGCGGGCGAGAAACUCAAGGAGCUGAUCCUGCCCGGCGCGCAGGACGACAAGGCGGGCUCGCUGGCGGCGCUGCUGCUGCAGCUCAAGCUCGAGCUGCCCUUUGACCGCGUCGUCACCAUCGGCACCGUCCUCAUCCCCAUCGUGCUCGUCACGCUGGUUUUCACCAAGAACUUUGCCGAGGAGCCAAUAUACUGUUACACACCACACAACUUCACCCGUGACCAAGCCUUGUAUGCCAGAGGAUACUGUUGGACAGAACUAAGAGAUGCCUUGCCAGGAGUAAAUGCCAGCCGCUGGCCCUCCUUGUUUGAGCAUAAGUUCCUUCCAUAUGCCCUGCUGGCUUUUGCUGGUAUUAUGUACAUUCCAGCACUUGGCUGGGAAUUCCUGGCCUCCACCAGGCUGACUUCUGAACUUAACUUUUUGCUCCAGGAGAUAGAUAACUGCUACCACCGAGCAGCCGAAGGCCGUGCGCCAAAAAUCGAAAAGCAAAUCCAGUCCAAAGGCCCUGGGAUUACAGAGCGAGAGAAAAGAGAAAUAAUCGAGAAUGCAGAAAAGGAAAAGAGCCCGGAGCAAAACUUAUUUGAGAAAUACCUGGAGCGGAGGGGACGCAGCAAUUUCUUAGCCAAACUUUACCUUGCGCGGCAUCUGUUCAUCAUAUUUUUGAGCAUCUUCCCGAUCACCUACCUGUCCACCUAUUACGCCACGCAGAAGCAAAACGAGUUUACGUGCGCUCUGGGGGAGCCUCCCGACAAAACGAGCAGUUCAAAGUUGCUCAUCCGGGUGAACUGCAAACUGCCGUCAGUUCAGCUCCAGCGCAUCAUUGCCGGGGUAGACAUUUUCCUCCUCUGUUUCAUGAACUUGAUUAUCCUCAUCAAUUUGAUUCACCUCUUUAUAGUCCGCAAAUCCAACUUCAUCUUUGACAAGCUGAACAAGGUCGGAAUAAAGACCAAAAAGCAGUGGCAGAAGUCCCAGUUCUGCGACAUCAAUAUCUUGGCUAUGUUUUGCAAUGAGAAUCGGGACCACAUCAAGUCGCUGAACCGCUUGGAUUUCAUCACCAACGAGAGCGAUCUGAUGUAUGACAACGUGGUGCGCCAGCUGCUUGCGGCGCUCGCUCAGUCUAAUCACGAUGUUACUCCAACCGUGCGCGAUUCCGGGAUACAAACCAUCGACCCCAGCAUUGAUCCUGCGGACAUCGACCCGAGCGAACCGCUGGUCAUUAAGCGACCCCGGAAGAAAAUGAAGUGGAUCCCAAGUUCCAAUCCUCUUCCCCAGCCGUUCAAAGAGCAGUUGGCUAUUAUGAAGGUUGAAAACAACAAGCCUGAGAAGCCGAAGCCCGUGCGUCGGAAAACGGCGACGGACAGUCUGGUUGCCCCUUUGCUGGAGUCCAACUCGAAAAGCUCUCAGGCUUCUUCAGCCCACAAAAACGAAUCUGCCACCCUCUCCGGUGCAGGCAAUGAGAAGAAACAUACACGGCACUUCUCCUUAGACGUUCAUCCGUAUCUACUGAGCAGUAAGAAACCCAAGCCAGAGAUUCAGCCUAUUACCUCUAUGGCAACAUCCAAAAGCCAAGGGAGUGGAUUUUUAAGCCAAGAAGAGAAAGUCAUUGUGCACGUCGCUUCUUCCCUCAAAGGAUCUUCUGUUCCGGGGAAAGAUAUCCUUUACUCUCACAACACAUGCAGGACUGUGCCUGCCACCGGGACUUUUCUCACCUGCAAUCACAACCACAUAGCAACUUCCGGUGCUGCGAAAAAGGUCACUCUGCCCCACAUAAGCCCAGCAGAGCCAGUGCCUGCCUUACACUGUAAUGCUGCUCACCCUCUUCUGCAUAUCAAUACGUUGUAUGAAAACCACGAAGAAGAAGAAGAAGAAGUAGUGUCAAACCUUAUAGAUGAAUCUUUAGACAAUAGAAUUCACUCGCCCACAGAGGCAGGAGACAUCAUCUCCAGACCUUCCACAAAGCAAGUCAUGUUGGCGACAUUUGAUGAGCCAUUGGCAAUGGUGAACUCUGUAGAGUAUUGACGGCCCAGAGCUGACGCUGAUCACAGCUGGGUGGCCCACCUCCCAGUGCCACUGUCUCGUGAACCAUGCUGCUCUGCCAAUGCCAUCUACUGCAUGAGCAUGGAGUGCCGAAAUGCAGACCAUUGGUUUCACCAAUACUCCAAAUCGGUCGUUCAGGGUAGUGUCAGUGCGUCUUAUCGAUAGCUUGCAAAAUGUAAUAACAAUAAUCACCAUAAUAAUGACAACCAAAUUAUAUACUACUAUGCUUGGAACACCAAGAAACAAAGCACAAAGACGUUAGCUGUAGCUUCAUGAGUUCUGUGUGGAUUACUACAACUAUCAAAAUAUUUAAAGUGCUUGAGCGCAUGCCACACAGUGUUUCUUAAACAAAGCACUUAUAGCCUUGGUACUUGAGCUCACUCUCUGUAAAGCGGGGGGGGGGGGACCUGGAGCCCCUCAGAUGAUGCUGGACCACAACUCCCAUAAUCCCUCACUGUUGGCCACCUGGGCCAUGACUGGCAGAGUCUUAACAGCAUUUUGAGAGUCACAGGACCCCCAUCUCCUGCAGUAAAGUAGUGAAGCACAUAACAUGUAUGAUAUUUAUUCUUCCAUUUUAAAAGGCAGGAGCAACACCGUGUUUUGUCUCUAAGGUAGAAAAGAAACAACAACAACAACAAAAAACAGCCAGGUGUGUGUGUUCUUAAUGACAUGGUUGUAAGCAAGCUGUAUUUUGGUCCACGGGUAUUGGGCAACCAGGGCUGACCCUAAAAAUUUUGCCACCUGAGGCAAAGGAAAAGAAGGAGAGUGCUUGCCACAACAUGCAUUCCGCAUGCUGCAACAACAGGCCAUCAUCCACCAUAUUUGAGGGCGGCAGGCUAGUUUAGCAGGUGCAAGCCGGGCUACAUGGCAAACAGAGCUGCAUCCAUCUCACUCUGCCGAAUAGUUGGGCCGGCCCUGCCAGCAACUUAAGUGGCAACUGGUCUUCCACCAGCAUCAGUGUAAAGAGAACUGAAACUGGCCAGCCUGCUGCACUUAUGAAUGAGGAAACGAAGAGCUACGUCCUGCCCUUUAGUACAUUCAUAUGUGUUGCGAGAGGUGACGAAAACAAAGAGUUUAUUUUUUUAAUGUCUAUUUUAUUGUGAAUGAGGGUGAAUGUUGAGUCAGAUGUUCUAUUUUAGCAGAGCGGAGAGAAGAGGGUUGUCCUAUGGCUGCUUAUUUUUGUCCAUAGAAUGACGUCUGCAAAACUAGGUUAGAAACUUCUAAGGUGCUUCACUGAUGUGAAGGAUAUUCCAAUGAAAAAAAUAUCCAGUAAGAGUGGAUUGCUCCAGUGGUGUGGUAUUUCAGCAGAUGGUUACUUGAGUAUUUUUAAAGGACUUGUUUACACUACAGCUUACCACAGGUUAAACAAAUCUUGACUCAUCCAGCUUGUAAUGAUUUUGCCUCUGAACAUUUUGCUUCUUGAGCCAUGGCUGAAUAAGGGCAGAUUCAAAUGUGCAGGAAAUACCACGUGGUACAGACCUUCCAUGACUGUAUCACUUCAAGUUGUAGGUGCAGGAUUGCAAGUUGGAACGAUUCUCCAUGCUUUUAAGAAUUGCCCGUGUAUGGAAAGCUUGCAUGCAGGGGAGAGGAAUGUUCGCACUAUUUUCUUUCAGAAGUGCUGCUUUUCCACAUGCAGCGGGUGUGACUCAAACAUUAAAAUUCUUGUCUGCAGUAGCAUGGAUCAUAAUGGAAGGAUUGCACAGCACACAGUAUUUUUUGUCAGCAUUUGAGUCAUUCUUUAGAAAUGUCAACAGAAAUUCCAGUCAAGGACAGUUAAAAGUUUCACACAGCUGAAUUGUGGCACCUAGGGCCAUGUUCUGAAUCUCAGCUUCUCACACCACCACUUGCUAGUUUUGGUGCACCCAGAGAGACUGAUUUAACAAAGGAGAGAGAGCGGCGCCUUUCUAUUGAAUGCUCCGCAUUCAUAAUCCCUCUUGAGAAGAAGGAAAUUAAUAGCAUACCCAUAUCAGCAAAUGUUGGUUGAGAAUACGCAUAGCACUCAUGGAUAGCUGCUACUGCUACCCACUGCUUGCUGUUUACUGUCCUUCGAAAGUAGCCUCUCUUCCAUCAUUCUCACAGGAUCUGCUUUCCCCUUAGAAUGGAAACAGAUGCUACUAAAGGAUAUGGGAUAUUUUGGAGGUGGAGAGAAAAGAGAAGAGGCCAGAAUCUCUGGAAUGUGGAACUGCGCAGCAGCAGAAAAUCGGCCUAUAGAAGAGCUCUUAAACGACAUGUUUUGGCCUUUGUGUGGAAGAUAGCACAGGCCAAAAGCAGUGUCUGAACAGGGUUAAGUGUGAGCAAGCCAAAGGCAAGGUGGGAGAAGAGGGCAAACUAGCUCUGAUGGCAAAAUAUGAGGUUCUGUCCCUUUACACCAGGUCUGCUUGGGGUGGGGGAAUAUGGUUUAACUCAUGUUUAGCAAAUGACACAAGCUUGGGUUUGCCAACCUGUGGCCGCCUAUCAAGAUGCUGUUCAACAUCUGGACUAGGUGAAAUCCAGUGCUGCUGUUCCAUUGAUGGAACGCCUUUUCUUCCAGUAGGCACCCCUUCUAAUAUAGGGGGUGGGUUGGGGAAAGCAAUGUUCUGUAAUUCCCCCAAUCCAGGUUCCAUGCUGUUCUGGAGGGCUCUGCAAUCCUCCGGGGCGUAUUUUCAGGGCGUGCCAAGGGCUGCAAGGGGGAGACAUUGGCAAGUGUCACCUUCCUUCUGAGUUAGCAAACCGAUUGCCCAGAUGCUUUUAUUCAGGGCAGAUGCUGCAGGCCAGCUUCUGGCUAUGCCACUCACAUGUUCAGCAUUCACCUGUGGUAAACCAGUAGUAUAGAAAAGCCCAGUGUAGCAAAGCACUCAAGUAGCUUUAAAUGUCGGUGUAGCUUCAUUUAAAUCAAUGGGUUGCACCUUUGAAGAUAGCACGGCGUGCCUGUAAGCACGUUGCUAUUCCAGGCCAUCCGUUAGUGAGGGUAAUAAACAAGCUCUGUAAUAAACAUACCGUCAUUUCCGAGCAAUCUUUACCUUGCUUUUGGCCCAAAGUGCGUCCUCAUGGCCUGAUUCUUCCUAUAACUUUGAUGGGCAAGUUUCUUAGAAAUAUAUCUAGUGUAGUUUUCAAAAGGCACACAGGAAAACAUAGCACGCAAUAACAGACUAAUUUCUAAGGAGAGGAGAAGUUUUUAUUAAAGCAAUGUUUAAGUCAGUAUCGAAGAUUUUGACAUUUAUGUAUAACGGUAGAAAACACUGCACAAAUUAUGGGUCUAUAUUGAGUGUUUUUUCAUUUGUUUUACCUCAGAUAAUCAAUAUGGCACCCGUAUUUAUUGAAAAAUAGCACUGAAAGCAAAUAAAUAUUCUCA
This is a messenger RNA of Zootoca vivipara (common lizard), 5435 nucleotides long. It is a transcript of the gene PANX2, whose product is annotated as pannexin 2. Lineage: Eukaryota; Metazoa; Chordata; Lepidosauria; Squamata; Lacertidae. The record is from RefSeq and is a predicted model, not a curated record. Gene Ontology annotation, molecular function: wide pore channel activity. Gene Ontology annotation, cellular component: plasma membrane. Gene Ontology annotation, biological process: monoatomic cation transport; cell-cell signaling; positive regulation of interleukin-1 production.